UAUGUCGCCCAAAGGCAUCACAAGUUUGUCAUCCUGUUUCUGAUACCUUUUGCACUCACUGAUAACCGAUUUUUGAACCUUCACUCGUCGACGCAAAAAUAUGUCCCGCGAAGAAUCCUGCACUGCUCCGGCCGCCGUAGACUUUCGGCCGAUGAACUCUCCGGGUGGUUACGAUGUGAAUACUGCGGUUUAUCAUUCACUCGUCCAGCUUGAUGAAGCUCCUAAGAUCUCCACCAGUCCAGACCUCGACACGGCUACUUUCGUUUUAUCGCAGUUUCCGACGGCCGAAUCGCGAGUUGCUCUUAUCGACUCGGUCACGAGCUCGCGAGUUACUUAUGGAAAACUCAGUGCGUCGACUCGUUCCCUCGCUUACGGACUUUAUCACGCACUUGGAGUUCGAAAAGGCGAUGUGGUGUUCGUUUUAUCCGCGAAUUCUGUUUUGUAUCCGGUGAUCUGUUUGGCUGUGUUGUCGAUUGGUGCGGUGAUAACGACGGCUAAUCCUGUAAAUACUGCGUCGGAAAUCGGAAAGCAAGUGAGCGAUUCAUGUGCGAAACUCGCUAUCUCGGCUCCCGAGGAGCUUCACAAAUUGAUUCCGACUGGAAUACCGACGAUUCUAACUACUCGGCCUUCUUAUGGCGAUGUUUUGUCGGUUGAAGAGUUGAUCGAAUCCUGUAUCGAAUCGUUUGAGCAAAUGCCGAAAACGAAAAUCACUCAGUCGGAUACAGCGGCUAUCUUGUACUCGUCGGGAACUACCGGGACGAGUAAAGGUGUUGUUCUAACGCAUUCAAAUCUUAUCUCAGUUAUCGAACUUCUAACCUGGUACGUGGACGCGAGUUCCUCUCAAGACGACGUGUUUUUGUGCUUCGUUCCGAUGUUUCACAUCUACGGCCUCGUCUUCUUCGGACUCGGACUCUUCUGCAGAGGAACUACCAUUGUUUUGAUGCAGAGAUUCAAUUUCCAGUCCAUGAUCGACGCUAUUGAAACGUACAAAGUCAAUAACAUACCGGCAGUACCUCCGGUGAUCUUAGGGCUAGUGAAAUCGAGCAGUGGUUCAGAUUUAUCAUCGCUGAGACGUAUUGGAUCUGGAGCUGCACCGCUGGGAAAAGACGUAGAAGAAGCUUUCCGAGAGAAAUUUCCAUGGGUGGAGCUUCGGCCAGGAUAUGGCUUAACAGAGAGUACCGGCGCAGCGACUUGCAUGAUUACAGACAAAGACGCAAGAGCUCAUCCAGGUUCAUGUGGAAUGUUGAUGCCGAGAUUUUGUGCAAAGAUCGUAGACAUUGAAACAGGAGAGGGACUACCGCCGAUGAAGGAAGGCGAAGUGUGGCUGAAGAGUCCAACAAUUAUGAAAGAAUAUCUCAGAAACAAGGAAGCAACAGAAGCCACCAUGGAUAAAGAAGGAUGGAUGAAAACAGGAGAUCUCGGAUACAUAGACGAAGAUGGCUUCCUUUACAUCGUUGAUCGAAUCAAGGAACUGAUCAAACACAAUGGAUAUCAGGUUGCUCCAGCUGAACUGGAAACAAUUCUUUUGAGCCAUACAGAAAUUCUAGAUGCUGCCGUUAUACCAGCUGAGGAUGAAGCAGCCGGCCAGAUUCCGGUGGCUUGUGUGGUGAAAGCACCCAGUUGUAAGCUCACAGAAGAACAGGUCAUCCAAUUUGUCGCUUCCCAGGUGGCAGCCUACAAGAAGAUAAGAGGGGUGAGAUUCAUGAGUAGCAUUCCAAGGUCACUUGCAGGCAAAAUCUUGAGGAAGGAUCUUGUCUCACAACUCAAACAACAGGUUUUGUCCAAACUCUAAAGACCCUUCAAAAUAAAUUAUUCAUAUGAUAUCUAUAAUAUAUGAUGGGAGAUCACUUUGAACCAUAUAAUAAUAAUAAUUAAUAACAAAAAUUCACCUAUAUAUUCCAAA
Messenger RNA from Cucurbita pepo subsp. pepo (vegetable marrow), 1903 nucleotides. Its product is annotated as beta-phenylalanine coenzyme A ligase. Gene Ontology annotation, molecular function: CoA-ligase activity. NCBI's taxonomy places the organism in Eukaryota, Viridiplantae, Streptophyta, Magnoliopsida, Cucurbitales, Cucurbitaceae. The record is from RefSeq and is a predicted model, not a curated record.